Molecule: messenger RNA, 5629 nt
Organism: Macrobrachium nipponense
Lineage: Eukaryota; Metazoa; Arthropoda; Malacostraca; Decapoda; Palaemonidae
Exons: 5
Coding region: 75-5621 (1848 amino acids)
Source: RefSeq, a predicted model, not a curated record
UUCAGUGCCUAGUGGAAUCCAGCCGUGGUAACUGGUCAGCUGAACCAGGCCUUUGAGAGGCAGGACGACUCAGGAUGAAGUUACUCGGUGGCGUUUUGGCCGCUCUUGUGGUCGUCAUCAUCUUUGGGGAUGGAUCAGCUGUGGAUAAACCUGUGGUUCCCGGUAACAUUCGAGCGAAGCUCAUCAAGAAGGUGAAGAUUGGUAAUUGCGACUUCCCGUGCAGAACGGUUUGUCCUCAAACCACCACUCCAGGUUCUUCAGGUCCAUUAAGCUCUCCAUCCAUUAAACCAUCAGUGCAGCCAAGUACAGAGUCUUCCGUGGCGCAGCCACCAACAGUCUCGGGCUCUUUAGCAUCAGCAGAGUCUUCCUCGGGUAAGCCGCCGACAGAUUCGUCAUCGCCAACCGGGUCUUCAACUGGUAAGGCAUUCACAGGUUCUUCAACAACACCCUCUUCAACUACCACUGCUGGGCUCAUGCUGUCACUGAAAGAGGAAGCUAAGUCUGCUGUGACUGAGUCCCAAACUGAAUUGGGAGGACUACUGGCUGAUGCUGAGCAGUCCCGUAUGAAACGCGCAGAUGAUAGUACAGCCAGCGUAAUAAGUGAAGAGAUUAUCACAGAAUUUAAGAUUAAGAUUACACGGUGGACAACUGAUUUCGGACGGAUAACUUUCCCAGAUAUACGUGAAAUUAGAAACACAACGAAUAGAAUAAGGGCUAUUAGAAUACAAAUAAAAUCAGGCACGAAAUCUUUAUCAAAUAAAUCCAUAUCAGAAUUGAAGGCCACCAUCAAAGUAACAGCUAUAUUUUUAGGUGACAUAUCUAAGGCCAUAGAUGAUGAAAAACGACAGGAUAAAUUGGCAAGCUCUAGUAAAUUAACUAAAACAAUAAAGGGAAUAGUUGGAGAUAUUAGAGACAAGGCAGUCUCACUUUCCAAACGACCAGUUGGCGACAGCAGUACUGUAUCUAUAGAUUUUGUAGAUGAAUUGAUUAGCAGAAUAAGAAUAACUAUAGAAAUGGGUCCUCCUAUAAUAAUAACUAUAGAUUUUGAAUUGGCAUUAAGUCAAUCUGUAUUAAAGUUGGAAGAAGUCUUAAAGAAUAUAGAUACUGUAACAUUCAGUUCUAAGGAUAUGGAAAAAAUAACAAAGUUAGUUUCUGUAGCAGAAAAUGCCGUUUCUGCUAUUGGGUCUGCAGUAAGAGAAAAUGAACGAAAAGCUGCUGCUCAUGAGAAGCUGUUGUUAUAUAAGGAUCUUCUGUCUGCAACUGAUGUUGUCCAAGAAGGUCUAGCUAAAAUAACUGCUGCUAAGGAAGCAGUCAGUGGAACACCCAUUACCUCUUCAUUCACCAUUCCAGCAGACAUAAUGGAAGUUUACAGCAUACUACAAACGUCUUUUGAACCUCUCACUUGGAGCCAUACAGAAAAACUCAAGUCUUUUGAAUUAGUAGCUAACCAAAUUAUUGGAUUAUUAAGUACUUCCAAUGUAGACAUUAUUGGCUUGGAGAAUCUAAAGAAUGCCAAUAAAGAACUUCAAAAACGGGCAAAAACAUCUGUUGAUGAAUUAAAUUCCAGAAGCUCAGUCAUAGCAAAGGCAGAUAUUACUGCAGAAGCUAAGCAGUCUUUAACUGACAUAGUUCAGUCAGUUAAAAAUUUCAAGAACAAGACGGCAGCAACAGGCUCACCGAAUCCCUUGGCCAUUAUUGAGAGUACUAGGUCUUUCUUGUCUGCACUGGAUCCUGAAUCAUUGUCAGAAAGCACAAUAACACAACUGCAGUCUUAUGCUACACAGCUAGCAAUAGAUUUGGAUCAAGCACUAUCUGAUAGUGUUGGGGUUGCAGGCAUAGAUGAUAUUCUGUCAGUAGCAGAGUCAGUUUUAUUAAAUAUAAAUGAAAAGCUAGAAAUAAUAUCUAAAUCCAAAGAGACCAUUGAUAAGAUAGAGACAACUGAGAGAGUAAUUACUCUGUUAUCAGGAUUUGAAACAGAAGUCUCUGCAUUGUCUUCUAAGUUCUCAAGUUCAGGAUCCCAGACUGAAGCAUCGGUCAUUACUGAAGUUGAAGAUGUAAUUGUUCAGGUAACGAAGGUACUUGUUAAAUUUGUAUCUAAAACAUAUACAAUAGUAGAAGAGGAUAUAAUAGAUAUUGUAGGGUAUCUAGAGCAGUUCAAGACAAGAGCUAAUCAGAUUCAAUCUUUUUCUGAAAUUAAAGGUCUCAACCAGAUACUAACUUUGAUUCAAACUGCAAAAGAGGUGGUGCAAGGAAGACAAAUAUCAUUCACUAAGAGUUUUGAGGCCAAGAAAACUUUAGAUGACCUUGACUAUAAAAGCUCCUUCUUAUCAGAGCUAAGGUCGUAUCUCUUAACCCUGAAAGACUUAGACUCUCCUACAUUAACAUCAGGAAGCUUGGUAGUCUCAGAAAUUACUCAACAAUUAGCAUUUUGGAGUGAAGGCAUCUUUUACAUCCGGAGAGAGCAAGUUGAUGAAGUGCAAGGUUAUCUCUUUACCUUGAAGAGUCAAACCGCCCCUGGGGAUAGCGUGAAAGGGGUUUCCAAUUUACUUUCCAUAGUAUCGAAUUUGGAAACACUUUUAGAAGGGGCCAAAAAUAAAACACGCCAGGCUGAUCAAGAUACCGAAGGAAAGAUUAACUUGGAAUCUACCUAUAAUCUUCUUACAGAGGCAGCUUCAACUUUCCAACAGCUCAUAGAGCUAACAAAAGAUUUCCAAAGCUCUGAAGUAACAUAUCAGGUAGUAACGAAAGUCACUGAAAAAGUAGCAGAGCUAAGCAAAAAGACAUCUGCAGUAACUUCACAGGAAGUUGAUGAAUUCAGGGCAGCACUGACAGAACUGAAUGAAUUUAUAAAAAGUGGUGGAGUACAAGGGAAAAUAAAAGGACUAACAGAAGACUUGUUGGAUAUCUUAGAUGCUAAGAAAUUAUUGCAGAAAAAAAUAAAGGAGGAUCAAGUUGAUAAAGUUGACAUUAUUAAAGAAAUAGCCCAGUCAAUUGGCAAAACAUUGAAGUUGUUAGAGACUGUAUUUGUUGAUGAAAAUAGUGUUAAUAUUUCAGAAUAUGAAUUUUUAAAAUCUGAGAAAAUUGAUGAAUUCUAUGAAUUUAUUGUGAGAGUAGAAGAGCAGCCCGGUUCGCUAGGUGACCAAGAUUUACAGGAUUUAUUGACAAUUACACCAGAGAUCCAGUACACAGUAUCAUCUGCCAGUGAGUACAGCAUCAUUACUGGCUACAGAGUAAAUUUGACUACAAUCCUUCGAAAAGCAAAGGAUAUAAAUGAUACAUUAUCUGGAAUAAUUGUUCAAGAAGAAACUUUGAAAAGAGACAGCGAAAAGCUCUCCCUCUAUUCAGAUCUUGGGACAUCUCUGUCUGAAAUUGUCUCCUCACUAGGAAGAAUAUCAAAGCUAGAAGCUGACUCUGAUCCUAAUAGCUUUAAAGGGGAAUUUGAUGCUUUUAAACCAAUACUGCAGAGCCUCUCAGAAAACUUGAGUCUUUUCGAUAAUCCUUCAGAGUUAUUGAAGUUCUUAGAUUUGCUUUACACAAUAGAAAAAAGCAACAAGAAACCAGCAGGAACUGACUCACUUUUAGCUCUAGCAGAAUCAACAUUAAAUUCAGUUAAUAAACAAAUAGAAGACACAGAAACUAGUAAUCUCAUUGCAGUGCAUUUACAAAAUUUAAAUGCAGUUUCAGAAGUAACAAGUAAAAUAGAAAAGGAACUUAAGAUUACACUUGAUAAUAUCAGUCCUGACAAACUUCUCGGGGAACCUAAUAAAGAUAUUGAAGAUACAAUUAAAUUUAUAAACACCUUGAGUUCUAAUGUUGGUUCUGUAACAAGUGAAAUCAUUUUAGAUUUGGCAGGCAGACUUUCGCAGAUCACAUCUCUACUGAGUGAGCCAACAAAUGAACAAAGUGCCGGUAAUUUGUUAUCCUUGAAGAAAUCUGUAGAGAAGUUUGCAGACAAUGCUGAUAGAUAUACAAAAGACCUCCUUGAUCGGGAGACUGUCAAAACGCAAAUUAAGGACGUUCAAAGUUCAGAUGAGAUCCUGAGGAAAAUCGAAGAGGAAUUAUCAAAGAAAAUCAGUACAAUAACUGAAUCGGAUAUAACAGACUCAGGAAGCUCGGAACCGGAGGCAAUUUCAGGUCUUACUUCCAAACUGAAGAAGAUAUUUGAUAAGUCAGUUUAUGAAGUGAGCGCAGCAGAGCUUAAUGAAUCUCUUAAUGCUCUGAAGAACCUGGAUGUGACCGAGGGUGUGGAAACUCCUGGAAUAUUUGCUUUGCAAUCUUUAGUAAAACGAUCAGUUUCUGAUUUGGAAUUAGAGAGUCAGUUUUUGAAAUCCACAGAAGUGGCUAGAAAAUCUGUUGAUAUCUUAGCAGCUUCAUCCCAGUAUAUAGCUGCUAUAGAAGACCAGUUACAGAACAUAAUUAAUUAUUUCCGAGGAGAUAAAGAUAAAGAUAAAGGAUCCAGACCAGUUGUAAUUACGGCCAUUUCAACUCUUCUGGGAAAACUUGGGGAUGAGGAAGUCAGUUUUUCUUUUGUAAAAGAUAUUGAAACUCUUUCAAAAGAUCUUAAAAGCCUCGACCUUCAAAUGGCAAUCAACACAGGAUCUGUUAUUGAAGCUUUGGAGUUGACAAGAACUGCCAGUUACAAGGCAACGCAAGCAUUAAAAGAUCAGGAGAGCAUCUCAAAAGAAAGACAGAGAAAUGUGUUGUAUGAAAGAUUAAGCGGUAUCUUAAGUCAAACUCGGGAAACACUGCAGACACUUGACAGCAAUAAGACACUUAAUGGACCUUUAUUAGAUAAUGAAGACAUAACUCAGUUUUUCAGUCUAAUCAAAGAAUUAUUUGGAACUGCUGAAAUAAAAGGAAGGAAAAUAGAUUUACUUGAAGCAGUGUUAGAAAAAGUAAAACGCCUAAGCUCAACUGAUCUUGCAGGUAAAGAUAUAAGUGGCAUGACUGAAGCAAUAGACGAAGCUGGCCAAUUAGAACAAAAUAUAAAGGAUGAGUUGUCCACAUCCAAGAAAGAUGUAAAGCUUUCUGCCAAGAAAACAACAAAGCUCGAAAUAGCAAAGACUUUUGAUCGUAUAAGCAGCAUUGUGACAUCGAAGUUAUCUUCAAUAGGUAUAGCAACACAGCAAAUAGAUGUUACAGAAAUUUUGGACUUGCAGAAAACAAUUGAAGACAUUGAUCUGGAUGCUGCCUCAUUUGAAGAUGUAUCAGUUUUGAAAGAGAAGGUAGAUGCUCUCGAAAAAAUUGUCAUAGUGGAAGGUACAGGCAUAAAUAAUUUGAGAGAUCUGAAAUCUACUGUUAUAUCCAAAACUGAAAUUACUAAGCAAAGUUCAGAAGUGUUCUCGGCCAUCAGUGAAGUAUCAGAGUCAAGCAGGUCAUUGACACAGAUAAAUGAAGCUCUCUCUGGUCUGGAAGAAGAAUUGUCCAGUGUUACAGUCUCGAGUAAUAACCAGGAUGACAAUGAACCAACCGGCAUACUAUCUGAGAUAUUAGAAGCUACCUAUAUAGUAGAUCUGUCUGGUCUUUGGAGUUAUCUACUGAAAAAUUACAAGAAAUUACCGAAAAACUCCAGUAUGUUAAAAAGAGUGUUAGUUUUGGUUCAACAGUACUUCAAAAGAUAACUUCCAGA